Messenger RNA from Daldinia childiae, 1989 nucleotides. RefSeq names its product putative rhamnogalacturonate lyase C. Bases 1 to 1989 code for a protein of 662 amino acids. The transcript has 2 exons. Gene Ontology annotation, biological process: carbohydrate metabolic process. NCBI's taxonomy places the organism in Eukaryota, Fungi, Ascomycota, Sordariomycetes, Xylariales, Hypoxylaceae. The record is from RefSeq and is a predicted model, not a curated record. Gene Ontology annotation, molecular function: catalytic activity; carbohydrate binding.
AUGGUGUCGCUGAAGGCAUUAGCCUUCGCCAUUCUAGCCUCUCGGGCAAAGGCGCUUCUGGAGGCUACAGAGACUACGAGCCAGUAUAUCCUACGAAAUGAUGACUUGUCGGUGGCCGUGAGCAAAAGUAACGGGGCAGUCUCUCAGCUUUCACUGGGAAAACAGGACUUAAUAGGUGCGGGAAGUGGGAGAGGGCCAUAUCUGGAUUGUUCUUGUAUUCCUAGCGGAUUCUGGACCCCAGGUGGCACCGCUCGAUUCAAGCUCAUAAAGGGUACCGACUCGACCGGAACACCGUAUGGCGGUGUUGUGAUGAGCGAUACAUAUGCGUCCACCAACCAGACAUUAGAGCAGUACUGGUUCUUGCGAGAAGGCGAAACUGGUUUACAUAUGUUCUCCCGAGUCACUUAUUUCAACCAGAAGACGCCUUUCCUCCGAGGACUUGGCGAGCUACGCACGCUCUUCAGGCCGAGCACAAAGUUAUGGACUCACCUCUCCGGAAGCGAGGGCAACUGGGCACCGAUUCCAUCUGCUGAUGCUGCUGGGAAAGCCAUCACCGUACAGGACGCAACGACUUACCUUGGCAACUCGACGAAUGAUCCCUAUGUGAAGCAAUACUCGGAUUACUUUACGAAAUACACCUUUGCAGAGGUUUGGCGUGAUCAUGAUGUUCAUGGACAGUACUCAGAUGGAUCGACUAGUUCCGACGGAAACACAUACGGUGCUUGGCUAGUUCACAACACUAGGGAGACAUAUUACGGGGGUCCAUUGCACUCCGAUCUAGUUGUAGACGGUAUAGUUUACAACUACUUGGUGGCUGGUCAUCACGGCGCGCCGGUUCCUAACAUCACCCAUGGCUUUGAUCGCACCUGGGGACCGCAGUAUUACCAUUUCAACAAGGGUGGGCCGAAGACAACCCUCGCUGAACUAAGAGCCGAUGCGGCGCAAUAUGCAAAUCCGGAAUGGAACAGCGAGUUCUAUGAUAGCAUUGCCCAGUACGUACCCAACUACGCGCCAUCAUCUAAGCGAACUACGUUCAAGGCGACGAUCGAAUUGCCUGCAGGCGCAAAGCGGCCCCUUGCUGUUCUCGCCGAAAAUAAGCGAGACUUCCAACUGAAUGUUUUUGACCAGUCUAGUCUGCAGUACUGGGCAGAUAUAAAUCCUAAUACUGGAGUAGUGGAGAUCCCUAGAGUGAAAGAAGGCACUUACAGGCUAACUGUGUAUGCCGAUGGGAUCUUUGGGUGGUUCAUCCAGGACGACGUCAAAGUCUCAAAAUCCGGGAACAGCACUCCGUUCAAGUUUCAAUGGAAACCCGAAAGUGCAGGUAAAGAAAUCUGGCGAAUCGGUAUACCGGACAAGUCAGCUGGUGAAUACAAGCACGGCUACGCACCAGACACAUCAAAGCCUCUGCAGCCCGAGCAAUACCGCGUGUACUGGGCAAACUGGGAUUUCCCAACCGACUUCCCGGACGGAGUUCGAUUCAAGAUCGGAGAGAGCAAGGAGGCCGAAGACUUCAAUUACAUCCACUGGAGUGUCUUCCCCGGAAAAUCCAACUUCUUCCGCUCGCAGCCAUACUACGAAAACGUGAACAAUUGGACCGUCCAGUUCAAUCUCACCGGCAAUCAGCUAGCUGGCGCUAAGAAGGCGACACUCACGAUCGACCUCGCGGGCGUGAAAACGGCUAACGGGAAUAGUAAGUGGGCAGAUCUUCCAAAUGAGAAGUACUCCAAUGUACCGUACACCGUAGCCGCAAACGGCCGGGAUGUGGAGACGUGGAUCAUACCGUCGUACCGUAGCGGCUCUUGUGGAGUGCGGAGUAGCGUUGUUUGUCAGAACUUUGGGAAGAAGUUUGAAUUUUCGACGGGGUUAUUAAAGGAGGGUGUCAAUGAGCUUGUCUUGAGUUUACCGUUUAAUGCGACGAAUACGGAGACGGCUUUGUUGCCGGGGACGAUAUACUUGCAAUAUGACGCACUUAGAUUCGAGUUGAGUUAG